This is a messenger RNA of Acanthocheilonema viteae, 1539 nucleotides long. The record is from the annotation of a GenBank genome assembly. Lineage: Eukaryota; Metazoa; Nematoda; Chromadorea; Rhabditida; Onchocercidae.
AUGCCACUAAAAAGCCGAAUCGAUGCAAAAAAAACAGAAUCUGAACGUUUGCAAGCGAUAGUAGUUGAUCUUUUACGAGAAGAGGAAAACAAGUACUGUGCCGAUUGCGAAGCGAAACAACCUCGAUGGGCGUCCUGGAAUCUAGGAGUAUUUCUUUGCAUACGAUGUGCCGGGAUCCAUCGUAAUCUGGGUGUUCAUCUAACUAAGGUAAAGUCGGUCAAUUUGGAUUCGUGGACCCCAGAACAAGUGCAAAGUAUGCGGGUGAUGGGGAAUAAAAUGGCACGUCGUGUUUAUGAAGCCGAACUUCCUGAGCAUUUUCGUAGACCACAAACAGAUUCUGCUCUUGAAUCAUUCAUUAGAGCAAAAUAUGAACAAAAAAGAUAUAUCCUGAAGGAUUGGUCGCCGCCUCCACUUGAUGUGAACGACUUGCCACCAUUUCUGGAUAAGAAACAAAUUUCUGAUCGCAGUAUACGUUUAAAUGUUAGAGAAAGAGAUCGCUGCUCGAAUUCAACAGAGAAGACAAGAAAUGUAGCUGGAAAUUCCAACGUGGGAAAUGCUAUUACUGACAUAAAGAGCGGCACAAUUACAGAUGUACCGCUGUUAGACCUAAGUACUCCCAUAGUAGAACCUUUUGCUGUGAUAGAUAAAAAUACGAUGGAUUUGAAUAAUAGCAUCAUGGGAAUCAGCGACAAUAAUGAAAUGGAAGAUUUUGGUCCAAUUGUUUCUGCUCCACCUGCGAAACUGCGGUCUGAUAUUUUUGCCACUGAUGCCGUAGCAUCUUCUUCAAAUGGUAAAAAUGAUCUCAUGACUGGUAGCUCGGAAAAUAAUUUGGAAGAGUUAGCAUCGGUGUUAGGAUUAAAUCCCGCAAUGAAUGAGAAAAAGAGCACUUCCGAUAUCCUUGCUUUGUAUGAAACUGCGUCUAAAUUUUAUCCUCGGUCAACAAAGCACCAGCGUCGAUUGCAACAAUUUUCUGAGGCUUCAUCCGGUGAUGGCAACAUAUCUGGUAAACCAAAGGACAUUUAUUUAUCUGAUGCGUCGAAUAGCGGGUCAUUUUUCGGCCCAUCUGUUGUUCCUCUUGCUCAACAGUCUUGUGGAUCUCAAAACGGCUAUACACAGUUGGCUAUAUUUGGACCAGAAACAAACACCUUGCCAGCGGGAAAUUUUUUCCUAAAUCGUGAGACAGCGGCGAUUUUUGCUGCUGCUUCACCCUUUGCUAAUGUUCCAGUGAUAACAGAAAGUGGAGUUCUACCGAAUUCUCAAAAAGUUAGUUCGGGACACGUGGAUAUGCCAUCCGGGAAAACUUCUGAUGGAUUCAUAGCACUAAGCAAUAUUCAACCAAGAUCGGAUAACAAUGGAAGUGACAUUAUUUCUUGUGGUGCCACAGAGAAUUGUCAAGAUGUACUGCUUAAAACUUAUUCCGAUUUACAGAAAACAAAGACCCCAGCUCUGAAUCAUCUGAUGGCAGAUUUUGGUCAGUUCAAUAUUGGUGGUGAAUCUAGGGAGCAGAAUAGCUUGCAGAAAAAUAUUUCAUGGAAUUAG